AGUCGGGAGCGCAUCGGGAGGAGGGUGGGGAAGGUGUCAGAGUGGGCAGCACGGAGCCGGCGAGGCGAGGGGCUGCGCGGUGCGGUGAUGGAGCUGCUGCGGACCAUCGCCUACCCGCCGGGAGGCGGCGGCGGAGCCUCCAAGGGCUGCGAGGCGGCGAUGGGCAGGGGCGGCGGUGGCGAGUCGCGGAGGAAAAAGGCUGAGGAGCAGCCCCACCAGCACCCGCACGCCGCCACGGAGGUCUCCCGGAUUAUUACCGACCCCACGACGGGGAAGCGCUACUGCCGCGGGAAGGUGCUCGGAAAGGGUGGAUUCGCAAAAUGUUAUGAGAUGACAGAUUUGACAACAAAUAAAGUUUAUGCUGCAAAAAUCAUUCCUCACAGCAGAGUAGCAAAACCUCAUCAAAGGGAAAAGAUUGAUAAAGAGAUUGAGCUGCACAGAAUGCUUAAUCAUAGACAUGUUGUGCAGUUUUACCACUACUUUGAAGACAGGGAGAAUAUUUACAUUCUUCUGGAGUACUGCAGCAGAAGGUCAAUGGCUCACAUCUUAAAAGCGAGGAAGGUAUUGACAGAACCAGAAGUACGAUACUACCUCAGGCAAAUUGUGUCAGGGCUAAAGUAUCUUCAUGAACAGGAAAUCUUGCAUAGGGAUCUUAAACUAGGUAACUUCUUCAUUAAUGAGAACAUGGAACUGAAACUGGGUGACUUUGGCUUGGCAGCUCGUCUGGAACCACUGGAGCACAGGAGGAGAACAAUAUGUGGCACACCAAAUUACCUCUCUCCAGAAGUCCUCAACAAACAAGGGCAUGGCUGUGAAUCUGACAUCUGGGCCUUAGGCUGUGUAAUGUAUACAAUGCUGUUGGGAAGACCCCCAUUUGAGACAACAAAUCUUAAGGAGACAUACAGAUGUAUAAGGGAAGCAAGAUACAGUCUGCCUUCAUCUCUCUUGGCACCUGCAAAACACCUAAUAGCUAGUAUGUUGUCAAAGAAUCCUGAAGACCGGCCCAGUUUAGAUGAAAUAAUUCGACAUGAUUUUUUUGUACAGGGCUUUACACCCGACAGACUUUCUGCUAGCUGUUGUCACACUGUUCCUGACUUCCAUUUGUCAAGUCCUGCUAAAAAUUUCUUCAAAAAAGCAGCUGCUGCUCUCUUUGGUGGUAAAAAGGAUAAAGCUAGAUACUUCGACACACACAAUAGACUAGCUAAAGAAGAUGAAGAAAUUUACAAGCUCAGACAUGAUUUGAAGAAGACAUCGAUAACCCAGCAGCCCCACAAACACAGAAGUGAUGAGGAGAUCCAGCCUCUUAUCACAACAGUAGCCAAGCCAGGAGCAUUACCAGAAACUAAGCAGAUUGGAGACUCUAUUCGGAUGAUAGUCAGAGGAACUUUGGGAAGCUGCAGCAGUAGCAGUGAAUGCCUGGAAGACAGUACUAUGGGAAGUGUUGCAGAUACAGUUGCAAGGGUUUUGCGUGGAUGUCUGGAGAACAUGCCAGAAGCAGAUAGCAUUCCCAAAGAACAGCUGACAGCAUCCUUCCAGUGGGUUACAAAAUGGGUGGACUAUUCUAACAAGUACGGCUUUGGCUACCAGCUGUCAGAUCACACUGUCGGUGUCCUUUUCAACAAUGGGGCGCAUAUGAGCCUUCUGCCAGAUAAAAAGACAGUCCACUACUACGCUGAGCUAGGCCAAUGCUCAGUCUUUUCAGCUGCAGAGGCUCCUGAACAGUUCAUUAGCCAAGUAACUGUGCUGAAGUAUUUCUCUCACUACAUGGAAGAGAACCUCAUGGAUGGAGGUGAUCUGCCCAGCCUAACAGAUAUACGCAGGCCCAGGCUUUACCUCUUACAGUGGCUUAAAUCUGACAAAGCAUUGAUGAUGCUCUUCAAUGAUGGCACAUUUCAAGUGAACUUCUACCAUGAUCACACGAAAAUCAUCAUUUGUAAUCAGAGUGAGGAGUAUCUCCUUACCUACAUCAAUGAAGACAGGAUAUCCACAACGUUUCGCCUGACAACUCUUCUGGUUUCUGGAUGCUCACUGGAACUAAAACACAGAAUGGAAUAUGCUCUGAACAUGCUGCUGCAGCGUUGUAACUGAAGGGACUGACUCUUAAACCAAAUGGACAUUCUUGUUCACUGUGAAACUUACAGUGGGGAUAGUGGAGCAACUAGUAUGUUGAUGAUGGAUGUGUGUUGGUACGAAAACUUGACUGUCAUAGUGUGCUGGGCACACUUCUGUUAGACAGAAGCCUAAAUCUACUGUUGGACUAAAAUGGUAUGACAAGGAGUUCUUCGGACCAUAGUUUUCCUUGCUUCGUGUGUGUUAAAGAUACUUUUGACAUGAAUUCUGAGCAGAGUGUGACUACUUGCUCCUGUGUAAGAGAGCAUUUCUGAUGGAGUUAAACUGUGAAUAUGCAUCUGGAAAGGGAGGGAAGGGUGAGCUCCAUUGCUGUGGAAUAGCUGUUACAAGCAACAAGCAGCUUCUAGCUGCUUGACUGUGAACUAGGGCCAUACUUUUUUUCACCCCCUUAUUUUUCAAAAACUACCCACACUUGUGGCUGGCAAAGUGCAUUCCUUGUUAAUAAUUUUUUUAUUUAUUACAGCCUAAAGUGAAGUAUUUAUUGCACAACAUUUUUUUGGACCUUGGCAUUUUAAAUAUAAUUCUGUUGGCAAUAAAGAGAAUGGAAAAUCUGAAGCAUCACUCUCCACUCUUUUUACAGUACAACUUAACCUUCCCUCCUUGCUAUUUAUAAACAUCUUGCAGGUCUGCUCUCCUUAUGCCACUUAAAAGAAAGUCUGUUACAGCUCAGGCUAUGAAUGACUGAAGCUUUAAAAAUGAGCAGUGUGUCCAUGUCUACGCACACUUGUAGUAAUAAGCAUCAAUAAGCCACUGCUAAUUAGAGCAGUAGCCCUGAAUCAACAAUUGAUGAAGCUGUAGAGUAAUUAUAUGGACAUUGACACUCCACUUAUUUUCCUAGGACAAAAGCCUUAUGCUAAGGACAGCAUAAGGAUGGCCUGGCCUGUAUUCCAAUCCCACUGCUCCUAGGAGUACGUAGAUAAGAGCAUUUGCCUUCCUAAACUGAAGGCAAUGCAAUUUGUCUGUUAAUUUAUGCAAAUAAAGGGGAUUACUGAGGACUGAUGACUCAGUGUAGGAGGGUUACGUCUACUAGACUUACUUCCUUCUAUAUAUUGUAUAGUACCUAGGCCUACAUAAAUGAAGGCUGGUUUUCAACUGUUCUCAUGCAGCAUCAAGCAGUAGUUCAACUGCUUAUUUGGAUUAAUCAUUGUAUAACUGAACCAGGUUUGUUCUAAAGACAGACCUCAAUUGUCAUCAGUGUUUCAUUCAAAGCAGUUGAAUGCAAGGAGCAGGCAGUCAGUGUAAUAAAGUACAGAUGUCAACCCAAAAUAGUGAGCAGAGGAGGUAUCACUGACUUGCUUCAUCUUGCAGCAAGCUGUAUAAAUGUGAUUGUUUUCCUUGUAUUGAAUACCAUGCAUUAGGUAAUAUUUAUUUGCUUCUCAAGUCUAGACAGGAAGACUUAAUUGAGUUCUUCAGAUGGAUUCAUUAAUGUAACUCUAGGCACUUCAGUGAAGUUAAAUAUAUACUUGCUAUAGCGAGCAGAAUUCAGCUUCUCAGCUGUCUGCUUCUUAAGGGGAUAAUGAUUGAUUUUAUUUCUGGGAGGACAUGCUUACCUCAUUCUGCUGCACACAUACAGUCAUUGUUGAGCUCUUUUUACUUACAAAGUAAGAUCUCACUUUUUGUUUAUUACAAUAGUAAGCACAGUUUGUAUUUGAAACAAAAAUUACUUGGUCUAUAGUACUUAAUUUCUUCAAACGGAAAAGAAAUCAAAACAGUUCUUUGAAUAUCUAUGUGCUAGAGAAACUGUGAAGCUUUAGUUCAGUUACUAUAAUUUCUUUGAGUAUCAAAAUCAUCUUUCUGUGUCUGAAAUUCAGGUUGCUGUAAGCAAACACCCCAGAUCCUAUUGUAGGAUGCUAACUGGUUGUGGACAGUUGUAAUGCAGCUCGUUCAAAUACAGCUAAGUGAAUCAGUUAUCUGUAUGCAAUGUAUAUGUAUGGUACCGGGAUGAUUGGUGCUUUCUAAAUCUUUCUGUAUCUGGUCAGUGCUUUGUACCCUUACUUUACUUUUUAAGUUUCAUAUUGAAAAAAUAAGAAAGGCUUUUAGAUAGGGUUAAGAAAAAAUGAUAAUUUCAAAGUACACUACCUUCACCCUACUCCCUCAGCCCAAGGAUGGAAAGCUGAUUUGGAAGUUGUAACAUAAAGACUUCCAUUUAGAACAAAGGUUCCGAAAUUCUUUCCCAGGGUGGAUCCUGUCUUAAAUAAGAUGCUGUAGUGCACUAAUUGACCUCCUUUAGCCAAUCACAUAACAUCCCUGUUGUAAUUCUUUGUACGGGAAGAUUAAUAUUAGAAAUGUAUUUGUCCACUCCUCAAUAUAACAAGUGUCUUACCUUCUCUUGAAAGAAAGUCAUAUGUUGUGGAUUUUCAUUUUUGUUUGUCAAGCAAUGAUUCUAAUCUUUUUUAUUGAAAAAAGAGUAAACAUAGCAUAAGCAUAUACUUUGGGAGCACAUGUACUUGAAGGAAAAUAUGGGGAUUAAAGGAUUAAGUGAAAGUUG
Molecule: messenger RNA, 4618 nt
Organism: Oxyura jamaicensis (ruddy duck)
Lineage: Eukaryota; Metazoa; Chordata; Aves; Anseriformes; Anatidae
Gene: PLK2
Product: polo like kinase 2
Exons: 14
Coding region: 88-2088 (666 amino acids)
Biological process (GO): mitotic cell cycle; regulation of cytokinesis; protein phosphorylation
Cellular component (GO): cytoplasm; spindle pole; nucleus
Molecular function (GO): ATP binding; protein serine/threonine kinase activity; protein binding
Source: RefSeq, a predicted model, not a curated record